AUGAUUCGAUCACCAAAUGGCAAUGAAUCAAAAUACAACUCACAACCAGACUUGUCCAGAAGGACGGAAGAAGAAAGUAAUGUUAGUAUCCGUAAAAGAAAAAAAAUGGACCACGACUGUGACUGCAAAGCUGAGAUACAAGGACUACGCAGUGAGGUAUCGCGUAUGAAUAAUCUAUUAGAAAAGUUCGUUAUAUCACAGGAGAAAUUAAUGACCGAUAUGCGUGAAAAUAUAAAAACAUUGAACGAAGAGAUCAAAGAUAUCAAAUCCUCGACUUCGGGGAUAGUAAAAGACCAGGACAACAUCAAAGGAUGUAUAACAGAUUUAAAUAGCAAAUUUUCUACGCACGAAGACAGGCUCACUUGUCUUGAAGGUAGUCUCAAGACAUCUACCACCACUACCAUUGAUUCAUCAGAGCCGAAUCAGUUGAGGAAAUAUGAAGAAAUAAUUCAGGAAAUUAAAGAGAGAAAAAAGAGAGAAAAAAAUAUUAUUAUAGUUGGCAUAUCAGAACAGACUGCUACCAGUACUGAGGAGAGGGUUGCAAAAGACGAAGCUGAGGUUUUAAACAUAACAGCCGUGUCUCUGUGCUCGCGUUUCGUCCUGCCAGAUCGUCGAAAGCCGCAUGAGGGAUGGCUGCGUUUUUGUAAUCCCGGUGCCCCCGCACGGGUUCCAAUUACGGAUGAUGUAAUAUUAGACCAAUUGAUGAACGGAAAUCUAUCGGAGAUUGAAGAUUUUGAUGAUGACGACUUGGAAUUUGAACCAAAUACCCUAUUUGAUCAAUUGGCUUGCGAAAAACUUUUCGAUGGUGAAAAUCCUAAUGAAGAUGAAGAAACAAGUCGCCAAACAUCACUAUUGAUGUGUCCUCCGGUGGUGCAACCUCCAUCUACAUCGACGCCGCAACCUCCAGCUUCAUUAAUGACGCAACAUCCUCCUCCACCGAGGACGCAGUCUCCAUCAACAAUGCAACCCGGAACGAUGGCGCUCUCAACAUCUUGUAAUAAUGCGUCAUACAUUGCCGAGGCUAAUGAACCAGAAAAGUGUACAUCUCUGUCUAAUAAAUCACACCAAGAAUCUAUGCAUUCCCGUCACUCAUCGCCAAAAUUUAUAACAAAUGUGAAAGAGAAGUCGCAAUCUCCAGCGAGUGUAUUACAAUACACAUGCUCACGAUGUGUGAAUGGGAUAGUAGGUGAGUGCACAAUUAUUCAUAGUACAGCGCGACCGUUUAUACCUGGAGUGAAUGAAGCAGCUGAUGGGCAUGCUAGAAAACCGUUCGAUGCGUUAACUGAUAAGGAUGAAUAA
Molecule: messenger RNA, 1299 nt
Organism: Parnassius apollo (apollo)
Lineage: Eukaryota; Metazoa; Arthropoda; Insecta; Lepidoptera; Papilionidae
Source: the annotation of a GenBank genome assembly